Molecule: messenger RNA, 3234 nt
Organism: Epithele typhae
Lineage: Eukaryota; Fungi; Basidiomycota; Agaricomycetes; Polyporales; Epitheliaceae
Product: armadillo-type protein
Exons: 7
Coding region: 1-3234 (1077 amino acids)
Biological process (GO): chromatin remodeling
Cellular component (GO): cytoplasm
Source: RefSeq, a predicted model, not a curated record
AUGGAAAACGUCGAGAAAACCCAGAGUGCUUUCCAGCGACUCAAGGUCACCUGUGUCCCUCUGUUAGCCAACUCCCUCCUCUCCUCAGCCUCCAUUCCUACCACCAAUCAACUUUUAUCAAAUUUGCGCGAUACGAUUGUCUUGCUCAAACAAGAAGGCCAUGUGUUCGCUCCCGCAACCAUCUCAUAUGUCUUCUUCCCUAUUUCCUCAAUCUUACGUCGAAAUGAUCCCUCAUCCAUACCCGAUCGCACCAUGGAGAUCCUUCUGUCCAUCUUGGCCGAUAUCUGCGAUGUUUGGUGGUUAAAUAUGGAAAUGAUAGUCUGGGAGCAACUCUUCAUGUGGUGCAGCGCUAUCCUUGGUGGAAUUGACCGCAAGGGGAAAGGGCGGGACAGGGACGACGAGACGAAGACAGCUGCCGCUGCCUGUCUUUGGACACUGCUUCGAAGACGUACCAUCGAUGCAAACAGUCUGGCUCGAGGUCAACCUGAUGGUGAUCUCCAGAAGCUGGAGGCGAUUCGAUCACAUGUGCAAUCCCUCAAAUUUUUGCCAGUUUUAGGACAAUCGUUGAAUUCGCUCAUGGUCGCAGCCGAAUCCGCCCAUCCACCACUGCAGCGGACAUCUUUGAAGGUCCUCGCCACGGUCGUUGAAGAUUACCUCCCUGACGGCUUCGUACCCUCCGUCCUCCCUGGAACAAUCAGCACCUUGUCGAAGGUCGCGCUGGGUUCUGGAUCGGGGAAAGGAUGGGCCAACGGAGAUGUGGUCGCAGCCGCUCUCUUCGUUAUGCAACACGCCAUCAUACGAGCAAUCUCCGACGCAGCAUGCAUCCGUGAAGGGGCCAUUCGAGCGUACGACAAUCUUGAAGAUCUGACAGGUCUAGGCGCACAACGCGAGAAUCAGCACGCUCUUCCAAACACUCCUUAUUCGACCCCACGCACUGAAACCUGGCUACGCGGAACCGCCUCACAGCUACACAUUGCGCUUAACAGUCUCGCCCCUCUCAUCAAGCAUCAGAAUCCCUCUGCUCUCAACGGUCUUGCCGUCUUCUCUGUCGCCGUGCUAUCAAACACUACACUCACGCUACCCCAAUCACGGCCCCUCCUCCUAUCGUUUCUACUUUCGCUCAGGAUAUCAACUUUUGAGCGUGUCUCCGCUCAAGCUGAUGCAUCUCUCAGACACCUCCUUACAACUACAUCGACUUCUCGGCACAGGCUCCUCCAAGCCCUCCUCCACAUCUCGCACAAUUAUCUCACAUCCCUCCCUCGACUUCUUGUCUCUCAUGCGGACGCUAAGGUGGAGCACGCUGCUGAACUGGCAUCUCCGAGCGCCACGGUCCCAGGAAUACACUCCAUAGCGGUGGGAGUAGGCCAGCUUCUCGGUCCUAACGGUGGCGUCGAGAAAUGGGGUUGGAGUCUCCUUUCAAAUAUGGAAUUCGACAUCCCUUCCAUCACCAUUGCUCCGACAUCGGCCACGCAACUUUUACUCGAGAACGACUCCUCCGCGCCGCGCGUUGUCCCGUUUCCAGAACUCAAAUUGCGACACCUUGGUUCCCGUUCCGCACGAGAGGCCCUCGAACGAAUGCUGCGCUCGCUUGGUGAAGGAGGAGGAGACGGGUGCCUUUUUGCGCUGGAGUGGUUCCUGGACAGGUCCGCAGCGGCGAUGUGGUGUGCCUGUCGUCUUCUCGAAGGAGUCGGACACGUUUCGUUGAGCAGCCCUGCCGACGAAUCAGUGCCCAUACUUCGCAGCCGUCGUUUGGAAAAAAUCUCACGGGAUAUUGCAAAGCAACUAGCGGAAGACUGGGACGAAUGGAUCGAUGAAGACUCCCAAGACCAGCCCCCUGAAGACAACGUAUUGGUGGAGCACGUCCACGGGCUCGUCCAAUUGUCUUCAACCUCGUCUCACACCGCCAUCCAACCAUUUAUACACCGUGGCUUAUCGCUGCAACUCUUAUCCAUUACCUCUGGCAUAUUGGAAAGUCGUUUCCCGCCGCUAUUGCUACAGGCGCUAUACCCCAUCCUACAUGGCAUCGUAUCGGACAACUCUUUUAUCUCGACCUCUGGACUGGCUGCUCUGUCGUUCGUCACCAACGUCACCUCUUAUGCCACCCCUGCCAAUCUGCUACUAUCGAAUUUCGACUACGCUCUUGAUUCCGUGUCGCGCCACUUGUCGCGCAGGUGGCUCGACAUCGACGCCACUAAGGUGCUGGCAGUCUUAGUUCGCUUGGUUGGUCGCGAUGUUGUCCUAAAGGCCGGAGACGUGGUGGAGGAAUGUUUCGAUCGCCUUGACGAAUACCAUGGAUAUGAGUUGGUCGUCGACGGUCUUGUUGAGGUCCUGGGAGAAGUCGUCAAGGCCAUCGAGGAAGACGAAGAACACCAAGUGGCUCGCGCAUCGUUCCUCCAACGCCAUGCAGAGCCAGCUCCUUCGCUCGACGCCGAUAAACCAAUUGCAGACCCUUCCCCAUCCAAAGAUAAACAAAUUCAUCGAGACCACGGUGAAGAAGUCGAGUCGACCGCACAGCCUCCAUUGGCGGAGAUCCCUCCGACCCCAAGCCAAUUGUUGACAACUCAAAUCGUCUCCCGCUCCAUGUACUUCCUCACUCACAGCUCACCGACCAUUCGCGCCCGUAUCCUCUUGCUCCUCGCCCGCGCUGUUCCCGUCCUCCCGGAGUCCGCCCUCCUCCCCUCCAUCCACAAGGCCUGGCCGUUCAUCCUCAACCGCCUGGACGAUGCCGAGACGUUCGUCACCAGCGCCGCAGCCGUACUCAUCGAAGCGCUCUCCACGCACGUCGGGAACUUCAUGAGCCGCCGGAUCUGGGACGACGUCUGGCCGCGCUUCCGCACGAUGUUGGACCGCCUCUGCCGCGCCGAUGCGUCGAGCGCGCUCGCGCGGCGCGCGGGUGGUGCCGGGGUCGGGACCGAGUCGGCGUACACUCACUCGCACAGACUCUAUCGUGCGCUCAUCUCGACGAUGGCUGCGGCGGUACGAGGCGUGGACACCCAGGACGCAGCGUGCUGGGAGAUCAUCGUGCUCUUCCGGAGGUUCCUGAGGAGCGAUGCGCACGAAGAACUUCAGACCGCCGCGAGGGGCUUGUACAAAGUCCUCAGCGAGAACAACGAGGAUGCGGUGUGGUUGGGACUGGCAGCGACGGUCGGGUGGAUAGAAGGAUCGGUUGCUUUCUUGCGGGAGCCGAAGUGGAACGUAGAACGCAACGUAAAGAUGAUACUAGAGGGAGAGUGA